AUGGAUACCUUUCGGAAGAUUUUUGGCUUGGGAUGCAUGCCGCACAAGGAAAACUUGGCCAACUUCACCUCUGUCUACGGACCGGAACAGCCUGAAAUUGGACGUACUACCCGCAAACGCCCCGCCAUUCUCUCAUCAACUUUCAUCGAAGAGCCAGGAUAUGAUGCCCAUGCCAAGAUCCAAGACGCGACUCACCAAUGCCUUUUCCCACCAUUUCCCGUGGAGUUGCAAGCAAAAGCCUUCAUCAAAAGAAGACUCGAAGAGUUGAAGAACAAUGUCUAUGAGAAGGACCUGCUGAACAUGUACGAGGUGUUGAGCAACUGCAUGACUGAACGCGUGGCACUGCAUAUCGCUUCGUCUUUGCAAUCUGUAACGACUACUCAAGAAGCGUUUGAGAAGGUUCUUCUGGAAAACUAUAUGACAUUGCUCAAGAAGACCGAGUGGAACGUUGACUGGUCGGCAUACCAUGAUCUCACCGAUCAUCCUCACUUUGCUCAAUUCUACAAGUGCCAACUCAAAUCGGACUUCAACUACAACAAGAACUCUCAUGAACUCUUCAUGAGAAUGCAGUGCUUCCUCAAAAGUCUAUUCUCGCAGUUCAAAGCUCUGGGCCACCACGGCAACAAGAACUUCUACAGUAUGCUCAAGCUGAUGAAGAAGGAAUUCAACGAGUUUGUGGCUCGUGACUUGUUGGUGCUCUACUACCACACAGAGAGCUCAAAAGGUACCAAGAACAUGGAAUCCUACCUGAUGGCCAAGUACAGUUUCGAAAGAUACAACCCAAUUCCGGAGAACAUGGACGUGACUGCUGUCGAGUUGGAAGACGCUGAGGUGAAAUCGCACCCAUUCUACGUGGAGUACUUUUUGGCCAAGGAAGAUUUGAAAAACACCUACUCUUUCAAAUAUGACCGCUACUUCUCCUGCUACAAGCAAGUCGCCAGCGACUGGAUUUACUUCCGCCGCACCGUCCGUGAUGGAGUCCACCACCUGCCACAAGUCGUCGACGGAAUGUACACUGUUUUGGAUGAGCAGCUCACUUCAUUUCGUGCCUACGAUCUCUUCAUCAUCUCCCAGUAUCGCAUGGAUAUGGACAAGAUCCGUAGAAUGGAAGCGUACUUGUCUGAGAAGUACCGCCCGUAUCUCCACUACGAGAACUUGCCAGAAGUAGAAGCUGGGUACCAGGCGGAGACAGAGACGCCUUCGUUCUUUGCCAAGAACUUCCCGAAAAUCGAGGAAAUCGUGAUGUCCAGCAGACUCAUCAAUUCUGUUUACACUCAAGAGAUGGUCUCCACUGUUUUUGACAUGCUUCGCCAGAAAAGUUCUGAACUCUCUGAGAAACAGGAGGAUGGAAGAACCAGAAGACAUGCGAAACUUCUCAAAUUCCUUCACGACAGACCAAACGAGGAGAGGGUCCGCGAGCUCUACGCGAUGUUCUUCUACAAAUACGACAAGUGGGAGGACGCCUUCUACCAAAAGUAUAGAAUGGACAUCAAGCUCCUCAAAAACUUCGAAGUCGUCGAGAAAUUCUCCAUUUUCGAAAAUUAUUAA
This is a messenger RNA of Caenorhabditis remanei, 1548 nucleotides long. RefSeq lists its product as uncharacterized. The transcript has 6 exons. The coding region runs from base 1 to 1548 and encodes 515 amino acids. NCBI's taxonomy places the organism in Eukaryota, Metazoa, Nematoda, Chromadorea, Rhabditida, Rhabditidae. The record is from RefSeq and is a predicted model, not a curated record.